CCAGUCACAGUGAAGUGAUAAUGAAACCCCACCUCUCACCAUCUCCAGAUGGAGAUCUCCUACCGUUCCAGUGGUGUUGUACUGACUCCCCCCUCUGUCACCUCUACCUGAAGAAGAGACCAUUGGACCGAUGUCAGGGCUACAGCUGGGACAGAGCUGAUGGUCACACUACAAAGGGUGCUAAGACGACCCAGGGUGUAGCCAUGGUGUUUGGCAGCCUCCACUUCCACACCUUUGAUGGUACCGAGUACACCUUCAAGGCUCUGGGAGAGUUUGUUCUUCUGCGUCUCUCCACCGUCACUGGCUCCAACGUCUUCACCCUGCAAGGACAGACUGACCGGCUGCACGUAGGCACGGGGGGGCCCAUGGAAGUCCCCGUGGUGGUCCGCCUGGCUGCCUUCCACCAGGGCAUCGGCAAGAUUGAGUUGAGAAGUGCACAGAACAAUGAAGGACUCCAGAUGUUUGUGGACGAUGUUGAGGUUCCAGUCACAACUGAAGUCCUGCGUCAGCCCAACAAGGACUUUGCUGUUCGCUGCGUGUCAGUGAAGCGCUGUGUGGUGGUCUACGCCGGGGGUCUGAAUGUUUUAGCAUGGAGGGUGGAUGGCUCUAACCAGCUGGGGGCGAUAGUGGGUGUCCCCCAAACCUUCUACAACCACACCGUGGGUCUGAUGGGUCACUGGAGCUCCAACCACUCAAAUGACUUCCUCAUGUCUGACGGCGUCAUCCUGCCGUCAGCUGACACGCCGCCGCCUGAGGAGGAGAUCCAGUUGUUUGGUCUGUCCUGGGCGGUACCAGACCCAGAGAGCCUGCUGUUCUCUCCACCUCCACUGGAACCACUGCAGCCUGUCUCCUCUCAGGACCUGCUGUCCAGUGUCAGUCCUGCUGAGGUGGAGGAGAUGAGGAGGAGCUGUAAGGGCAACAUGUUGUGUGUCCUGGACACCGUAGCGACCGGCAGCCCUGAGCUGGGCCAGAAUACCCUGAUGGCAGACAUUGAUUACUCCAAAAUGGCUCAGGUCUACGGUAACAUGCCGCCCAUAGUGACAGAGCCGACCAUGAUCCGCUGUAAGGUGAACUCCGCUCUCAGGGUUCAGAUUGUCGCCAAGGACCCCAAUGGAGACCCCAUCACCUUCUCCAUGCUCUAUCCCAGGCCUCCGGGGGCUUCCAUCGGCGGCAGUGACGGCUUCCUGUUGUGGACCCCCGUCAGCACCCAGCCUGUCCAUCUGACUCUGAAGGUCAGCGACGACCGGUCCAGCUCACUCUUCACUCCGAUUCUGCGUAUCUGCAGCUGUCUGAACGGAGGAACGUGCCAGUACGACAGUGUCAUCGAGAACCACCUGAAGGGAAAGUUCCAGGUGGUGGGCUGCCUGUGUCCACCGGGCUUCAGUGGGAAGUUCUGUGGAAACUCUUCCAAUAUUUGUCGAGGCCAGCCCUGUUUCAGAGGAGUGGACUGUUUCCCACAGACGCAGCCUGAUGCGUUCACCUGUGGAGAGUGUCCUGAGAAUACUGUCUCUAGUGGACAGCAGGGGUACAAGUGCUUCGAACAUGACAUGUGCCUCCCCCCGUUUCCCUUCCCUUGCCACGAAGACGCCGACUGUGUCAGCACCAAACAGAACUACACCUGCAGCUGUAAGAGCGGAUAUGAAGGAGACGGAGUGAGCUGCUCAGACAUAGACGAGUGUGCAGACCUGUCCACCUGCCAGAACGCCAAGUUUGAGUGUAAGAACACGCCGGGCUCAGUCGAAUGUAUCUGCAGAUACAAAGACUCCAACGGAUGUGGUGACUCUGCCAACCCCCCAGGGUCCAAUUUGUUCAACGUCUCAGUGAACUGGAAGGACACCAGACCUGAUGGACUCAAACAGUUGGAAGACAUUCUGAAGAUGGGCUUUCAGAACAAGUUCUACAAUGCCAGUAAAAAGGUUUCAGGCCCGGGGUCCACACAGGCCGUGGAGUAUCGUGUCAACAUGUCCAGCGACACCCCCCACUGGUAUGUCAGGGACUACAUGGCCAGAGUCAGCAACCACUACGGCAUUAACAGUAUUUCUGUUGACGAUGUGGACGAGUGUCAGAGCAUGGAGGCCCAGUGUGUCCCUCCAGCCCAGUGUACUAACACCUACGGAGGCUACAGGUGUCUGUGUAACGGUACCGACAUGGACGAGAGCCAGAGCUGUGUGUUAGAACAACAUCAGACUGGGAAACCCAGGCUGGACCUCAUCCUGGGUCUGGUCCUGGGUCUGGGUAUCCCUCUGCUCCUGCUGCUCCUCCUGGCCUUACUGGCGUGUUGUUACUGCUGCUGCAAGAAGAAGAAGACGACAGAAGAUGUGCCCCACCUGUUGCCCAACCAUGUGCAGAAUCACUACAGCCCGCCUCCGCCCUUCAACUACUCCGACCCGUCUCUGCGCUACAUCAGCCACUGCAGUCCACGGAUCAUAGACAACAUCAAACCCAGGCAACGCCCCAGAUAGCACACACUCGGACAUCAACCCCCUGCCCCCCCUCUCACCGCCGGCACCAGGUUAGGUUUCAGUCUGUACAAAACAAAAAAAACACAAAGACAACUGAAGCACCUUUCACAGCCCUGUGUUUUGUAAGGACAUUUAUUUAUAUUGUAAUAAAUACCUGAUUGAAGCUGAAUGACUUUUGAAGCAGGUGACCCCCACGGCCCCCGGUCCCCCUCCCUCUACUGAGUGAGAGACCUACCAAAUGUGAGCUGAAUUUGUUUUUUUUCUGCCAGGACGACAGUUUACAGUCAGUCUGACCCAGCAGAACUUGACAAUCACUUGGCCGAGGCUGUUGAUGAAAAGAUACCACUGCAGUGGUUUUUAGCUUCCAGCUGAUCCUGGGCCAGGAGCAUCCCUGAUAGCAACAUUAGCCCCAAACCUGGCAUCUGACACUGCUGACCUCUGUUCUCACUUAUCCUCCCCCCCUUCUCAGGGUGUUUCUGCUCCUAAAAAUAUAUACCUAAAUAAUUUCAAAACAUUCACCUAAUUACAAUCAUAAAAACUGUUCUUAUCCGUUCCAGGUUAUUUUUUUUUCCCACUAUAAAACUAAUGAUUGGUCCGAUCUGUCAGUCAAACCUCCAGCUGAAUGAUGAUUAACCAGUCACGGAGUGACUCAGGGUUUUCACUGGCAGGUGUCUCUUCCAAAGUUGAGCCGUGGAGUGAAGCCAAAAGAUAUCACUGUGUAUAUAUAGUUUAAAUCAAUAAAUAUUUAACUGAGAGUAUUUGCUUUGAUGAGUGAAUUUUGAAAAAUAUACAUUUUUUUUUUUUAAUAUGGACUUAGUGCAGACAAAUGACCCGUCCUAUCAUCAUCUAAAGUCACCACUUCAUUAAAAACACUUUGAUGACUUACACCAGAGAUCAACACUAACAUUUUAAUCACAUUUAAGUGAAAUUAACCAAAUACCAUUUAAUCGCCACAAAAUACACCUCACUUCACUUGAUGGCAGAUUAUAACAACGUUUAUUUCUUCAGUCGAUUUAAAAUGUAUCGUUGUGAACUGCAAUACCGUUAGUGGCCAGCAGAUGUGCCAAGUGAGUCUUCUACACGAGGCAGCUCAGUCUCAUUCGUUAAUAGGCCAGGUUUAAGCAGCAGUGUCAUGCUGUUGGGUGCACACACACACAGUCUCACACACACUCACACACAGAGCCCUGCUGAGGGAUGACUAGACACCCACUCUGCAGCCUUGAUGUGGAAGUUACCACAGCAUGCGGUGGACACUGCUGCCACCUGCAGAAUGAGCUCAUCUGAGUGGGGGUGGGAGGUGCAGUGGGGAUGGGGUGCAGAGGGACAAGCAGCCCUGCAGGUGUCUGCCACUGCAGAGAGAGUCCUGACCUGUUCCACUGCCUGGGUCAAGGACAGGACACUCCUGGAAACGCUGCUCCUCUCCUCGCGCCCCCGACUGGAGUUGUGCAACAAAUUACAAACCCUGCGUAAUCUCAGCUCCACUUCCUGAUUGGUUAGUUUGUUUCAACAACACUGACCGACUCAGUAAAGUUAACACAGCAGCAGGUUUGUCUGUAGCCGAGCUGAUGCUGAUCGGUGAACAGCAGCCAGUGAGGAUGAAGUCGCCACGGCUCUGUGCCUCUGUGGUGGCGCUCUUCUGGAAGCUUCCAAGUAGCAGUGUUUCAUGUGCUGCUGAAGGCUGCAGUGUUGAAUUCCAGCUCAACGCUGACUGCAGAAGACAACCUGGAGGUAGGCCAGUGAGGCAGAGAGGGGAGGAGAGGGACAGGAGGAGGUGCUGGACGGAGGAGGAGGCAGUGGGGGGGGGGGUCAUUCUGACAGCCUGUAGAUGGUUUUGUCCACCAGAUCCCCUCCGUUAAGAAGCUAGUAACAGGCAAGUUUGGAGGCCAUUCUGAGGGGGGGGUGCUGGAGGGAGGAGGAUAUCAAACUACAGUUGUUUGUGCGCUGCAUGUCAUUUUAUGACAACAAGACAGAAGUUGGCGAGGAACAUCAACAAUCCUCUUAUGUGCUUUAACUAGUGUAAUCAUGUCUGUUUUGUGAUGUGAUGUUGGUAAGCCAGUUAGUUGUCAGUGGAACUCUGAUUGGAUUGGCUGAUGUGUGUCCAGCCUGGACCAUAUAUGGCUAAUGCCCUCCGAGCGUCAACGAGCUGUCAAACCAUUCAUGCUGACUGGAAGUCGUUUACAGUAAAGUCCAAUGACCUUUGGCCUCCAGUCCUGGGAACCGGGAGCAUCUCAAAGAGCUCUUUGAUGGAGACAGAAUUUUCACAAAAUACAAAUAUUUGUGUAUAUAUGUGUGUGUGUGUGUGUGUGUGUGUGUAUAUGUGAUGAGAAGACGAGAAGAACUGCCCCCACAGCCUCCACCCCAGCAGACAAACACAGAGCUGGACCUCCAUCCAUGACAACCAAACGAGUGCCUUUCUUUGCUGUGUAAGCUGAUCUGCUCCUCUGGCGUGGAACCAGCAGGUGCAUUACCAAGCCUCAUUUAUUAGUCAUGGCAGCGGCGUCUUUCAGUUACACAGGUAAACAUCUUCUCAUAUUUGUCACCGCUGCGUUGUCCAUCAAAGUCCUCGCAGGUUGAAGUAGUGGAACACCCUACUACAGUUUUACUGCUCAGCUGCUGUGGACCAUGAUUACACAGGCCUA
Cynoglossus semilaevis (tongue sole) is the source of this 5101-nucleotide messenger RNA. Its product is annotated as mucin-like protein. Bases 21 to 2462 code for a protein of 813 amino acids. The transcript has 16 exons. The record is from RefSeq and is a predicted model, not a curated record. Gene Ontology annotation, molecular function: calcium ion binding; ErbB-2 class receptor binding. NCBI's taxonomy places the organism in Eukaryota, Metazoa, Chordata, Actinopteri, Pleuronectiformes, Cynoglossidae.